AUGAGUGAAAUCAAUGAGUCCCUGAUAGAAGCUCCGCUUAAAGCCUUACUUGAAGAUGUAAGCAAAUUAAGAUUACAAAAAGGUAUUAUUCUGCUUGGAAGGCUAUUUGGAAGGUUAGAGUGACUUGAAAUUAAUUGAAAAUCAAUUAAAAGAUUACGAUACAUUGCCAGGACUAGUUAAAAUCAUAGCCAAUGUAUUCAAGACUUUGAUGAAGAAAAUCGACAAAAAAAUCUCCCUUCUGAAACUUAAUCCUAAUGAUAACAGUUCUAAUAGGAGCUAUCAUGCAGAAGAGGAGUAUGAAAAAUUAGAAUAGAUUAUAUAAAAAUAUGAAGCCGAGAUCAGAGGACACAUUAGCGUAACAUGAGUUUGAUUAGUUCUUUUUUAGAUCGAAUAAUAGCUUAAACUUUAUAACGACAGCUUGUUGUAGAAGAUAGAAGACCUAGAAAAGUCCCAAAAAGAAACAAUAGAAUAAUUAAAUAAAAAAAUUUAUGUAAAAUGUUAGCAAUAUAAAAUUUAGGCCUUAAAAAAGGAUCUCGGAAAAUCCACAGAGAGCUAUAGAUAGUUAAUAAAGGAGAAUGAACAACUAAGAGAAUCAGUAGAUCACUAACAUAUAGUGCAUACAGAUAGUGAAGUCAACGGUAGAAUGAAAGAUAAAAAGUAAUUUGAGAUAAAUUUAUUAGUUUUGUCAUUCAGACCACAAAUUAAAAAGAGCUGAUUACAGUAGUGAAUAUCCUGGUUCGAUUGCAAAUCUAUAUCCAUAGAAUU
Molecule: messenger RNA, 765 nt
Organism: Paramecium octaurelia
Lineage: Eukaryota; Ciliophora; Oligohymenophorea; Peniculida; Parameciidae
Source: the annotation of a GenBank genome assembly